Electrophorus electricus (electric eel) is the source of this 10634-nucleotide messenger RNA. The record is from RefSeq and is a predicted model, not a curated record. Lineage: Eukaryota; Metazoa; Chordata; Actinopteri; Gymnotiformes; Gymnotidae.
GCGAGCGACUCAAAGCGGGACGCCGGCCAUUCGUUUUGAGCUUUCUUAUGUUAACCGAGACCGUGGCUCUACGGGACUAUUGCAUCUACAUCUCCACGAGAUUAGCUUUCUGGUGGUGCCAGAAAUUCCGACUUUUAUGCGCUUAAAUUGCACGCAAAAACUGAAACAGAAAAGAAUAGAUUUUAUAUAUAAUGAGGGGGAGAAGAGGCAGGCCGCCCAAAACCCUGCUGAUGCAGGAACCCUCUUCGGGGCCAGUACGUGGUCUUAGACCCCGCCGAGGGUUAAGGGUAAGAGGAAGAGGUAGUACCGACGACGAUUUUGUGACUCCCAAGCGAGGAAAUCACCAUUCAUCGCGGGGCCGAAGGAAAGUUGGAUCCACAGGAUCAAGGGGUAGAGGCAGGGGCAGGGGAUCUGGAAGAGGUAGGGGAAGACGGAGUGCCGCUAGCUCAGUGGUUUAUGAUGACCAUGAAAGUGAUGAAGAGGAAGACGCAGUAAGUCUAGCAUCAGAGGAGGAUGAGUACAUUGAAGAAGAACCUAUAACGGAUGACGAAGAUGAGGUCAUCGAUAAUCAGUCGGACUAUCUUGAAGAACUCCCCGAUGAUGAUGAUGCCAGCUACUGUACGGAGAGUAGCCGAGGCAGCACCCCAGGUCGGAGGAGGCGAAGAGCUCGUCGUCCGCCCUCCCCCAUCCUGGAGCAGAAAGAGAUCCCUGCUCUGGAGCUGCCCAAGUCCUCUGAAGACCUCCUCAUUCCCCCUGCACAGCUCCUCAAUGCUUCAGCUAUUUAUGAAGUUCUGCGCAACUUCAGCACUGUCCUGCGCCUCUCACCCUUCCGCUUUGAGGACUUCUGUGCCGCUCUAGUGGGCCAGGAGCAGUGCACGCUGAUGGCGGAGACACACAUCGCACUGCUGAAGGCCAUCCUGCGUGAGGAAGACUCCUCCAACACCACGUUUGGCCCAGCUGACCUCAAGGACAGCGUCAACUCCACGCUUUACUUUGUUGACGGCAUGACCUGGCCCGAGGUGGUACGAGCUUACUGCGAGAGCGACCUAGAGAAUGGUGACGUGCUGCCACACCUGGAGGCUGAUGACUACCCAUUCGGGCCACUGGAGAGUAAGGUGAAGGUGCUGCAGUUCCUUGUGGACCAGUUCCUCACCACCAACCUGGCACGUGAGGAGCUGAUGUCAGAAGGUGUUGUGCAGUAUGACGACCACUGCCGCGUGUGCCACCGUCUCGGAGACCUGCUGUGCUGCGAGACCUGCUCGGCUGUCUAUCACCUUGAAUGUGUGAAGCCUCCUCUGGAGGAGGUGCCAGAGGACGAGUGGCAGUGUGAAAUCUGUGUGGCACAUAAGGUGCCUGGUGUCAGCGACUGUGUCAUGGAGGUCCAAAAGAGUCGACCAUAUCUCCGGCAAGAGCCCAUUGGCUACGACCGCCACCAGAGGAAGUACUGGUUUCUUAACCGGAGGAUCAUCGUGGAGGAGGAUGGGGAGGAAGAGGAGGCAGGCAAGUGCAUCUGGUAUUACAGCUCCAGAGUACAGCUGGAGGAGCUCCUGGAGGUGCUGGAUAAGGAGUUCUGGGAGAACGACCUGUGUGCUGUGCUGGAGGAGCUGCAAGAAGAGAUCCGCGCUCACAUGGACAUCACUGAAGAACUCACCAACAAGGCCUGUGGGACCAACAAGAGCUACCUGGCAGUCGCCAAUGCGGAGAUCGUGGAUAGGCAGAAAGCGCAACAGGAGGUGGAGGUUGGCGAGGUGAUCCAGCGCGGUGCUGAGAAGGGCAGACAGGGCCCAAAGGUCAACGAAGAAAACGAGGGUGAUAACGUGGCCUCCCCUGUCACUGAUGAGUCUUGUCCACAGCAGGACUCUGGUGACGUGAGUGAGAAGACUGUGGCUGAUGUGGCAACACCCCCUGUUGGUGAGGACAGCAACAACAGUGUGCCCGGGCACCCUCAGGCUGAUCUGCCUUGCCUGAUCAAAGCCAACUCCCAGAGCCCUCAAGGGGCCACUCCUGCCACCUCUUCCACUGCAGAGGAACCUGGAGAUGGGGCUGAGGUGGAAGGGGAUGGGGAAGACAAAUGCUUGGAGGUGGGUUCCCGUGGCGAUGGAGAACCUGCCCUGGAGAGGGAGCCGCCACAGACGGCUGACGAGAACAGCUGCAGCAGCCACUUCUCCAUCUCGGAGUGCCUGAGGGCUCCUGAGGAGCCAGACCUGGUGGACCGCUCCUCCCAGUCCUCGCUCACCAGCCAGGAUGACACCGGUGACGGUAGAGAAAAUGCAGAUGGCACGCUGAUGGGCUCGUCCAUGCGCAUGGUGACACGCCUACGUAACCCUGACAGCAAACUGAGCCAACGCAAGAUCAUGCAGGACAAAGACAGCAGCUCCCAGGAUGGCAGCAAAGUGCUUAAAGAGACCUCUCUGCCACUAUCCUGCUCCAGCCUUGUCAGGAAGGACCCGGCCGGGAAGAGCAGCUCUGGUGGCGGACUUUUCAAGCUCGGCCAGGAGGGCAAGUUCCGCGUCUACCACAACCAGUACAGCACGAACACACUGGCCCUGAACAAGCACCAGCACCGUGAAGACCACGACAAGCGGCGCCACCUCUCACACAAGUUCUGUAUGACACCUGCCGGCGAGUUCAAGUGGAACGGUUCUGUGCAUGGCUCCAAGACGCUCACUGUGUCCACACUGAGGCUCACCAUCAUUCAGCUGGAGAACAAUGUGCCCGCGCCCUUCCUGCACCCCAACUGGGCCUCGCACAGAUCAAACUGGAUAAAGGCCGUCCAGAUGUGCAGCAAAGCAAGAGAGUUUGCCUUGGCUCUGGCCAUUCUGGAGUGUGCAAUCAAGCCAGUGGUCAUGCUCCCAGUGUGGAAGGAUUCUCUGGGUCACACAAGGCUUCAUCGGAUGACCUCCAUGGAGCGGGAGGAGAAAGAGAAGGUGAAAAAGAGAGAGAAAAAAUUGGAGGAUGAAGAGACCAUGCAGCAGGCCACGUGGGUGAAGUACACUUUCCCCAUUAAGCACCAGGUGUGGAAGCAGAAGGGUGAGGAGUACAGAGUGACUGGUUAUGGUGGCUGGAGCUGGGUUAGCAAGACUCACGUCCAUCGCUUUGUCCCCAAACUACCUGGAAAUACAAAUGUCAACUACCGAAAAGCACUUGAGGCAGCUAAAACUGGCAAAGAAAACCAAGCAUCCUGCCCACAGAAACAAAACAACCCUUCAAAAAUGCAAGAAGUCUCAGAUUCCACCCACAAUCCCACAGACAAUGACAAACAGCAAAAUUCAAUUCCUGAUUCCCCAAAGGAUCAUUCAUCUGGUGAGGAGCAAGUAGUGAAAAAGAAUAAUCAAAAAGAGGAGGAGAAGAUGGAGGUUCAAGAGAAUACUUCGGAAAGGCAAGAUGUCCUUACCAAGAAUGAGUCUUCUGAACAGAUGGACAUGGGUGCUUCUGACUCCCUCAGUAUCACUGAAGAAAAAGUUAAUAUUAGAACACCCUCGCCUUUGUUGAAUGAUCCGUCUGUCAAAGGGCAGGAUGGUGUUGUUGAAGAGUUCAAAGGCUGUGCAGCUACUCAGCAUGAAGACCACGUUGACUAUGAAGUGGUAAAUGUAAGUGAAGGCUUCCAACUACGCACAGCUUACAAGAAGAAGGUCAAGGCCUCAAAGCUGGAUGGCCUUUUGGAGCGGCGGGUCAAGCAGUUCACGUUGGAGGAGAGGCAGAGGCUUGAGAAGUUCAAGCAGGCUGCCAUCGCCAAACCCACUGCCAAUGAGAAGGUAAAGGAGGAUCAGGAGAAGACUACCUCAGCCCUAAACCAAGAGGUAAAAGCUGAAAGAGCCACCUUUGAAACUACAAAAGUUGCCAAAGCUGAUGGGAUGGGACACCCAGUGAAAAAGGACAAAGACCUAGUCAUUCAAAAGCUUGAUUUUGACCAAGAGGAGCUAAAGCCCAGUUCUUCAGAACAAAUUAAUAAUCUUGAUGUCAGGUUGGGCUGCAGUCCAAUGCCUGAUGCAGCAGGUGUGUUUCCUGUUUAUCAAGGACAGAAAACUGCUGAGCCAGGGCACAAAGCAGGCAAUGGAGCAUUAAUAACGAAUGCUUCUGAUCUUAAUGGAAGCUCUCAGAAAGAUGUUGAACCAAGUCUUAACAUGAAAACUGAAAAGAUGUGUCCCAAAUAUGAGGAUACAGAGAAGAAAAAUACCAUGGAAAAAAGUUCUUCUGUGGGUGAGAAUGGUUUAAAUGUUGGCAAAACUUUGCCAGUGCAUGUGAAUGGGAAAGAUGGUUCCAUAGACUCUCCACCCACAAAUCUGACUGAUGGUGGCAGUUCAAAUGAGGGAAUGAGACAGUUACCACCAAAAGAACCCCUGAAAUCAUUAAUGAAUGGUGACUUGACACAAGAGACUCAGAAAGAGAGGGCUAAACCUGAUGAAGAACAAAGGAUGGCCAAGUCAGACUCUGAGUAUUUACCACCUCAGAAGGUAGCCAGGCUGGAGAACAACACAGAUGGCAUUGCUGACUCUACUGUUAGUUCUUCUCUCUCCCAGCUUUCCCCAGAAGCUAUCUUAAAGCCAGACAUGCUUAUUAAUAGCGCCAAGGUGGUGCCAAUAGAUACUGAAUUGACCAAGCCUAAAUCUCUCAGCCCGUCGCCUGUUCCCUCUGCAGAGGAGUCCAGUCUAAGCAGUGAUGUUGCUGAGAACAGCAGUAGCAGCAGUAGUGGGAUGAAGACCAUAAUCACGCAAGUCACCACAACAACCACUACAACCACUACAUUGUCUACAGAGUCAUGCACUGUCCAAACAGCUGAAAUGUCAGCAUCACACGAUUCUACAGCUAAGAAUGCUUCUUCCUUGUUUGUAUCAACUGAACCAAAUGUGGAGUCCACCAUGUCAGUCUCUUCUCUAUCCACUACAACUUCUACCACUGUCAUGAAGGUUACUAACCCAGCCUAUGGAGCCAAGGUAACAGAGGAAAGCAAGACUGUGGUCACAGCAACGCUAACUAAUGCUAAAUCAGGACCCUCAGGCGCUUAUGUAACCUCCAUGACUGUAAGUAAGGAGUAUUCUACCAGGGACAGGGUACGAUUGAUGAAAUUCUCUCGCUCCAAGAAAACCCGGUCUGGAACUGCAUUGCCUUCUUACCGCAAGUUUGUAACCAAGAGCAGCAAGAAGAGCAUUUUUGUACUUCCCAAUGAUGAACUGAAAAAGCUUGCGAGACGGGCGGGUAUCCGUGAGGUGCCCAUCUUUAACUACAAUGCUAAACCAGCUUUAGACAUCUGGCCCUAUCCAUCCCCAAGACCUACAUUUGGAAUCACUUGGAGGUAUCGGCUUCAGACAGUGAGGUCUUUGGCCGGAGUGAGCUUGAUGUUACGACUGCUCUGGGCAUGUCUCAGGUGGGAUGACAUGGCAGUGAAGCCCUCUCCUGCUGUGGGAACAACACGUACAGAAACCUCUGACACUGAUAUCACUACCACAGAGAUUAUCAAACGGAGAGAUGUGGGACCUUAUGGCAUCCGUUCAGAGUACUGCAUUAGGAAAAUAAUUUGCCCCCUUGGGGUACCUGAAACUCCCAAAGAAACCCCAACGCCUCAGAGAAAGGGCCUGCGUUCCAGUGCUCUGCGGCCAAAGAAGCCAGAACCAUCUAAACAGACAGGGCCUGUGGUCAUUGAGACCUGGGUGCCAGAAGAGGAUCUGGAGCUCUGGGAAAUACGAGCCUUUACUGAAAGGGUGGAGAGGGAAAAGGCACAGGCAGCAGACCCAGCUAAGGUUAGUGUGCAGAAGAAAGCUGAGGAGGUCAAGGCCCUAUUGGAAGCUCAGCUAAAGCACCAGAGAUUGGCAGCCCAGCAGAAACGGUUGGAGCAGCAGAAACCUGGAGCCACUGCAACCUCAACGACUUUGACUAGCGUAGCCACCAGCGCUGUGUCAUCCACCCAGAAGGUGGUGGUAGGCUCCCUGACCAGUCCAGUCACUCCUGGGACGAAAGUGGUACUAGCUACCAAGUUAGGAACUCCAGUGACAUUCCAGCAGAACAAGAACUUCCAGCAGACAUUUGCCUCUUGGGUCAAGCAAGGCCAAGGAAAUACAGCCUCCACCACUUCCACUGCCUCUGUGGCAGCAAGUAGUGUCAGCACGUCUGGGCAAACAUUCCAGAUUGCUGCUGCCCCAGGCCCCAUGGCCGGCAAUGUCAUCACCACCAAACUACCUCUGCCUGCCAACAGCAAGAUAGUCACAGUGAACGUGCCAACCACACAAGGAGGUGUAGUCCAGGUGCAGCAGAAAGUGGUGGGCAUCAUUCCAUCAAGUACAGCUGCCAGUGCACAGUCCUUCUCCUCAUUCCAGACGCGUUCAGCCAACAUCAACAUCAGGCCCAACACCAGCACCUCUACACAGCAGGUCACCACAACUGGAACCCCACUCCGGCCUGGGAUGACAGUGGUCCGUUCCCCUCUCCAGCAGGCAACAGCUCUGGGCAAGACCAUCAUCCGCACCCCCCUAGUGGUUCAACAAGGUAUUCUUCCUGCAAGUCAGGGUCAGCAGGUGGUAACUCAGAUCAUCCGAGGAGCACCUGUGUCCAAGGCUGUGACCAGCACCAGCCCAGCACAGGCCAGUGCAGGGCCUCGGGUAGUGGGUUCUCCCCCUCAGCCCUCCGCCCCAGGCCUGCCUCAGGUGCCUGGCACUGCUCGGCCGCAGCAGGGCCAGGUUAAGCUCACCUUGGCUCAGCUUACGCAACUCACGCAAGGUGCUCAGACAUAUCCAACUGACAUUUUGGAGAAGGGAGGGAAUCCAGGGUUGACUGUGGUGAUCCAGGGUCAGGGACAGACCACAGGCCAGCUCCAGGUCAUCCCUCAGGGGGUGACGGUCAUACCAGGUCCUGGUCAGCAGCUUAUGCAGGCAGCCAUGCCCAAUGGCCAGGUCCAGCGUUUCCUCUUCACUCCUACAGCUUCUGCACCAGCACAAGCUCCUGCAGCACCCACUGCACAAACACCCAACACCUCAGCCACCCCAGCUACCACUACUGGCACGACCGCCAUGCCUACAACACCUGCACAGCCAGUGAUGCAACCUGGAGUACAGGCCCGACCUACUCAGCCCUCCAACAUUCCAACAUCUCCUUCACUACUGACAUCCCAAUCCACCCAAAAUGCAGCUGCCCAAACCCCAACACCUUCCUCCCCAAUCCCUACUCUGCAACCCCAGCUUUCUUCUCCUCAGCUGCAGCCACAACCCCAAAUUCAACCGCAAGCCCUCUCGCAACCCCAAAUUCAACCGCAGGCCCUCUCGCAACCCCAAAUUCAACCGCAGGCCCUCUCGCAACCCCAAAUUCAACCGCAGGCCCUCUCGCAACCCCAAAUUCAACCGCAGGCCCUCUCGCAACCCCAAAUUCAACCGCAGGCCCUCUCGCAACCCCAAAUUCAACCGCAGGCCCUCUCGCAACCCCAAAUUCAACCGCAGGCCCUCUCGCAACCCCAAAUUCAACCGCAGGCCCUCUCGCAACCCCAAAUUCAACCGCAGGCCCUCUCGCAACCCCAAAUUCAACCGCAGGCCCUCUCGCAACCCCAAAUUCAACCGCAGGCCCUCUCGCAACCCCAAAUUCAACCGCAGGCCCUCUCGCAACCCCAAAUUCAACCGCAGGCCCUCUCGCAACUCCAAAUUCAACCGCAGGCCCUCUCGCAACUCCAAGUUCAAACCCAAGUCCUCUCGCAGCCCCAAGUUCAAACCCAAGUCCUCUCGCAGCCCCAAACUCAACCUCAAAUUCAAUCCCAACUGCAGCUUCAACCACAGUCACAGCCCCAAAUCCAGCCUCAACAUCAACCACAACUUCAGCCCCAGCCCUACCUCCAGCUUCAGGCACAACCUCCAGCUCACAUAUCCACUCAAACACCCAUUCAGCCAUCUCCUUCCUUACCUGUCUCUCAUUUAGCCCAGGUGACCUCCCCUCCAGCGCAGGUAGCCACUCUCUCUGUAGCCCCACAGGUGACACAAACUACAGUCGCACAGGUUCGCCCUCAGCUUCAGCUUCCUGCACAGCUUCUCAGUGUGCCUGGGCUCCAGCAGCAAGUGCUCUCGCACAUCCAGAACCAGGUGGCAGCCCAGCUUCAGGCCCAGGCCCAGCAGGGGACUCUACCCCAGCAGAUCAAACUGCAGCUACCCAUUCAGAUCCAGCAGCAGGGUGGCGGUCAGGUGCAGACCCACCAAAUUCAGAACGUAGUGACCAUCCAGACAGCCAGUGUCCAGGAGCAGCUCCAACGCAUCCAGCAGCUGCGAGAGCAACAACAGAAGAAGAAACAGCAACAGGAGGCUAAGAGGGAGCAUGUGCAGCAGGCCACCAGCCAGAGUGACAUGCUGCAGAAACAGGUGGUGAUGAAGCAGAAUGCAGUCAUAGAGCACUUAAAGCAGAAGAAGUCAAUGACUCCUUCAGAGAGGGAGGAGAACCAGCGCAUGAUCGUGUGCAACCAGGUGAUGAAGUUCAUACUGGACAAGAUUGACAAGGAUGAGAAGCAAGCGGCCAAAAAGCGGAAACGGGAGGAGUCAGUGGAGCAGAAGCGCAGCAAGCAGAAUGCUAGCAAGCUCUCUGCCCUGCUCUUCAAACACAAAGAGCAGCUCAAAGCUGAGAUUCUGAAAAAGAGGGCACUGCUGGACAAGGAGCUGCAGGUAGAGGUGCAGGAGGAAUUGAGGAAGGACCUGAGUAAACUGAGGAGAGAGAAGGAGAAGGCCCAGGCGGCCGCCUCUCAGGCAGCAGCAGCGCCGCAGCUGCCAGCGCCCAGGCAACCACCCUCACCGCACCCGCCGCUGGUCACAUCGCCCACGUCCAGCCACAAACGCAAGCGCGAUGAGGACCGAGACCUACCCUCCUCCAAGAAUAAGAAGAAGAAGAUGAUCUCCACGUCCUCCAAGGACAGCAAAAGGGACACCAAACUGUACUGUGUGUGUAAAACGCCUUACGAUGAGUCCAAGUUUUAUAUUGGUUGCGAUCUCUGCUCGAAUUGGUAUCAUGGCGAUUGUGUGGGGAUCACAGAGAAGGAGGCCAAGAAGAUGGACGACUACAUCUGUAUGGAGUGUAAACGAGCCCAGGAGGGUGGCUCCGAGGAGCUCUACUGCAUUUGCCGGACGCCAUACGAUGAGUCCCAGUUCUACAUCGGCUGCGACCGCUGCCAGAACUGGUACCAUGGCCGCUGCGUGGGCAUCCUGCAAAGUGAGGCCACUCACAUCGACGAGUACGUGUGUCCUCAGUGCCAGUCCACGGAGGAGGCCAUGACCGUGCUGACACCGCUCACAGACAAGGACUAUGAGGGCCUGAAGCGAAUCCUCCGCUCCUUACAGGCCCACAAGAUGGCUUGGCCGUUCCUGGAACCUGUAGACCCUAAUGAUGCUCCAGAUUACUAUGGAGUCAUAAAGGAACCAAUGGACCUGUCCACAAUAGAGCAGAGGAUACAGAAGCGAUAUUACAACAAAUUAACAGAGUUUGUAGCGGACAUGACCAAAAUAUUUGACAACUGCCGCUACUACAACCCCAGUGACUCACCUUUUUACCAGUGCGCUGAGUUCUUGGAAUCCUUCUUUGUACAGAAGCUCAAAGCUUUUAAAGCAAGCAGAUUGUGAUGUCAUGAGUGUGAAGUGUAGCUGGAAUCUGUGCUGAAUGGGUGGAGUUUCUCUUUUAGAGAAUCAUGGAAUUUGCUGUUUUAUGAACAGCUUAAUCCCCAUGUAAUUUUAUAUUUAAGUGAAUUGAAUAAUGUUUCUAAAGACAUCAGGAAAUAAAACACCUAAGUAAAAGCCAAAAAUCCAGACAGACCUUCCCUGACAAUCACUCUAUGGCAGCCAUGUUGUUAAACAAUGAGUGCAGAGUAUUUUCUUUUUUGUUUUUGGAGUCUCUUGGUAAUGUUCACAUAUGAAUAAUUGUGGUCAAUGUAAAACAUGGAGAAUAGGCAUUUUGUGUACUUGAAGAUUUAAAGAUAUUUUAUUUGUAUUUUCCCAACAACUUCAGUGAUUCUCACUCUCAUAUGAUCACCCUGGCACUGAAACAGUAUGUAUAUUUUAUUGUAAGAGAUAUGGAUUUGGGUGCUAUUUGGCUCUCUGAUCAGCUGUACUGGUUUACCAAUUUGUCUGUUUGGGUGUCUGUUUCGAGGACCCCCAGACUACAUGAUUGAUCACAUGUGAGCAUAGCUUUAAUAUGAUGCUCAAGACUUAUCUGUAACACAUAGAUCAGUCUAAUGUUACUAAAGUGUUUGUAUAUAAAAGUAUGUAUGGGAAUAAAAUAUGGUUUUAUAUCCUUUUGUGAAGGAUUUUAUUUUUAUGACCAUGGUGAGUGACUGAAAGAGAAUUGGAGAGUUUAAUACAUGAGGGACUUUAGAUAUUUAGUCACUGUACUAGUACAACAUUUGCUUGAAGUUUUUAGUGAAGAAAAACAAUUAAUAGGCUUUGUUUGGAGGUUUUGAUUUCUCUGAUGACCAACCAGCCACCCAAAUGGGCAAAUUCUAGAAACACUGAGUGACUAAAAAGCAUUCUGUGCAUAUUAUGCCAACAUGGCUGCCAUGUUCUCUCCCAUUACUUCAGGGUGGGUGUGUGUGUGUGCGUGUGCGCCUUCUUUUGCUGUAUGUCUUAUUUCAUUUUGUCUUGUUCUUGUCUCAUUGUCUGCUGUCCAAUAAAAACAUCUAAGGGCUCUUA